GUGCACUGGGAGGUCUUUUCUCGAGUUCACGUGGCAGGGGGGUCGGACUGCGGAUCUUUCCUGUGCGGCGGCGGCGGCCAGAGAGUGAGAGUACGAAGUGUUGCAACCCGAGUCAUGGCAGGACAGGCAUUUAGAAAGUUUCUUCCCCUCUUUGACCGAGUAUUAGUUGAAAGAAGUGCAGCCGAAGUUGUAACCAAAGGAGGCAUUAUGAUUCCGGAAAAAUCAAAAGGAAAAGUAUUGCAAGCGAUGGUAGUAGCUGUUGGAUCAGGCUCUAAAGGAAAGGGUGGAGAGGUUCAACCAGUUAGUGUGAAAGUUGGAGAUAAAGUUCUUCUCCCAGAAUAUGGAGGCACCAAAGUAGUUCUAGAUGACAAGGAUUAUUUCUUAUUUAGAGAUGGUGACAUUCUUGGAAAAUACGUCGACUAAAAUAAGUCACUAUUGAAAUGGCAUCACGUGAAGCUGCCACUGAAGUUCUGAAAUCUUUCAUCAUGUAAAUAAUUUCCAUGUUUCUUUUAUAAUAAAGUAAUGAUAUUCAGUGUCUCUGAA
This is a messenger RNA of Mesoplodon densirostris (Blainville's beaked whale), 543 nucleotides long. Its product is annotated as 10 kDa heat shock protein, mitochondrial-like. The record is from RefSeq and is a predicted model, not a curated record. Bases 115 to 423 code for a protein of 102 amino acids. NCBI's taxonomy places the organism in Eukaryota, Metazoa, Chordata, Mammalia, Artiodactyla, Ziphiidae. Gene Ontology annotation, molecular function: protein folding chaperone; metal ion binding; ATP binding. The transcript has a single exon. Gene Ontology annotation, cellular component: mitochondrial matrix.